This is a messenger RNA of Falco peregrinus (peregrine falcon), 806 nucleotides long. It is a transcript of the gene REC114, whose product is annotated as REC114 meiotic recombination protein. The coding region runs from base 1 to 753 and encodes 250 amino acids. Lineage: Eukaryota; Metazoa; Chordata; Aves; Falconiformes; Falconidae. The transcript is spliced from 6 exons. The record is from RefSeq and is a predicted model, not a curated record.
AUGGCGGAGAAGGGCGGUGGCGGCAGCUGCCAGCCGGGGCAGGCCUCAGCGCCGGGCGGUGGUGGCGACACCUCCCUCCUCAGCAGCGCCACAACGUGGCUCUUGAAGCGCUACGGCCGCUUCCUACCCCCGACAGACUGCGACUAUGAAGGGCAAAACACCUCCUCUUGGAAGGUUUUUGAAUCAAAUGAAGAAUCAGGCUCUCUUAUCCUCACCAUUGUUGUAUCUGGCCAUUUCUUUAUUUCCCAAGGGCGAACAGUACUGGAAGGCUUUUCAUUAAUUGAUUCCUGCAAGUGGCUAAAGAUAGUAAGAAGAGCAGACUGCCUGCUGCUUUGUGCACGGUCAAAGAAUGAAUGCCGCAUGUUACGUGUUCAGUUUGGUGGAGAUUCAAAAGAACAGAUGCUGGAACACUGCUGCAAUUGCGUUCAGAAACUCACAGAGUACGUACCUGUUGAAGUAACUGAUGAACAAAGCCAGAAGCUCUACCACAGUCUCAGUCAGCAGGCUAAUGGUGAAAGUCAACCAGAUGAGCCUCUACCAGAUUCCUGUACAAGCCUCGGAAAAAGAAGACCUGUAACACAGCUAGCGCAGUCUGUGCUGGAACAGCAGCCGGAGCUCCCCGCUGCCCAUUGGCAUUCCGCGUGGCGUGCGCAAGAGCUGGGGCCCUUCAUUCGCUUAUGUCUUUUGGAUCAGAAUUUCCCAGCUUUCGUGGAAGACGUGGAGAAGGAAUUGAAAAAACUCACAGAAGGCUGAGAAACACCAGCUUAUUGCCCCAGGAACAGACACUCCGGGAUGCCAAGCACUAA